This is a messenger RNA of Morchella importuna, 336 nucleotides long. RefSeq lists its product as uncharacterized. The coding region runs from base 1 to 336 and encodes 111 amino acids. The record is from RefSeq and is a predicted model, not a curated record. The transcript is spliced from 3 exons. NCBI's taxonomy places the organism in Eukaryota, Fungi, Ascomycota, Pezizomycetes, Pezizales, Morchellaceae.
AUGUCCGAGACUGGGACGCCAGUGAAGACUACUCAAGCCCCUGCCUCAGCGGACUCGCCAGUCGUUGAGAAGAUCAUCACAGAGGCAAAGGAGACAAAAGAAGAAGUGAAAGAAGUGAAAGAGGAGAGUGUUCCUCCUCAAGUAACUGAGAUCAAGGCUGAGGAGGUAACUGAAGCUAAGGCAGCUAGUAUAGAGGAGGUAAAGGAGGUAAAGGAGACCAAAGAGGAAGUAAAGGUAGAGGGCGAGAAGCCGAAAGAAGCAACCUUUGAGGUCUGUACCGAUCUGCUCUAUGGAACGGAAGAGAAAAAAAAAUCGCAAAUAGACAACGUUGGUUGA